This is a messenger RNA of Wyeomyia smithii (pitcher-plant mosquito), 3695 nucleotides long. RefSeq lists its product as uncharacterized. The coding region runs from base 289 to 3624 and encodes 1111 amino acids. Lineage: Eukaryota; Metazoa; Arthropoda; Insecta; Diptera; Culicidae. The record is from RefSeq and is a predicted model, not a curated record. The transcript is spliced from 7 exons.
UGCUUUGCAAACGGGUCACUCAGUGUUAGUAUCUGUAAGACAACAGUUAACAGUCUAUUCAAUCAAUAAAAGCUUCAUUUCAAGAGAAUUUUCCAAUAUUAAUGAACAAUGUAUCCGCAUCAAAUGAAUCGAACGUACAUGUGGUAGUGGUCUAAGAUUGUACAGCCAGAUAAUGUCCAUGUGGCUUUAUCUCACGAACGUUGAUAGUAAUUGAAUGUAUACCAACGGCGAUGGUAGUUUAGUUUCGUCUCAGCUGAUCGCAGGCGUAGUUCGAAUCUCAACACGGAAAUGGCGGACCGACGGCCAACAGUACAAAUUAAACCGGGACUAGUCGCUGGGCUGAAAACUACACUUCCGAACGGAAAAGUUUGCUACCAGUACAAGGGAAUACCUUAUGCCGAAUCUCCGGUCGGCAGUUUACGAUUUAAGCCUCCAGUGCCGCUUGAAGAGUUUAGGUCUUAUCCGUUGGACUGCACAAUGGAUAAAAACGUCAGUCUUAGUAACAGUUACAUUCCACCCGACAGUCAAGCUUCAGAAGAUUGCCUAUUUUUGAAUGUGUUCACACCAACUGCUCCUGGCAGGCAACUUGGGGACCUGCUUCCUGUGAUGGUUUGGAUUCACGGUGGUGCUUUUUGCAGUGGGAGCGGUGAUUCGUCAAUCUACAAUCCGGAAUACCUAGUCCAGGAGGGAGUCAUAGUAGUAACUUUGAACUACCGCUUAGGUCCACUUGGUUUUCUUUGUCUCCCUUCGGUUGAAAUCUACGGUAAUAUGGGUCUCAAAGAUCAAAGACUUGCUUUGAAAUGGGUGCACGAUAACAUCCGGAACUUUGGCGGCGAUCCAAGGAACGUUACCUUAUUUGGAGAAAGUGCUGGUGGCUGUUCGGUACACUUUCAUUGCUUAGACGAAGAGUCAGCUAAGUAUUUCCAUAAGGCUAUUUGCCAAUCAGGCGUCGCCACUAGUUCAACUGUGCUGCAAGCUGAUCCUGAAGUGAAAGCUCGUCGAUUAGCGCAAUUUCUUGGAUGUCGGGGGAAUACUGACAUGGAAAUUCACGACUUUCUUCUUUACAUAUCGGCGGAGGAAAUCGCCUUCAAACAAAAAGGUGCUCUAACGGAGCAUGAACAAACGCUGGAUUCUUACUACCCAUUCAAACCGGUUAUCGAAGUGCCGAAUUCGGACCAACCUAUCAUAACGGAGAAUAUUCUUGAUGCUCUCAAACAGCCGAACCGAGUUUUAGUUCCGAUGAUAAUAGGAAUCACCAAUGAGGAAGCAAUUUACAAAGGCAACUCACUAAUAAACUAUAUGGAAAGAUACAGUUCCGAGCCUUGCAGAUUUAUACCUAAUUCUCUGGAUGUUCCAAAAAAUCUCAAACCAUCGGUAGCUAAUAAUAUUGUACAAUUUUACUGCGAAACGUCGAAACCAACUGCUCAUAAGGUGCUAGGAUUGACCAGAAUAUUUUCUGAUAAUUUGUACAUUAUUCCUACUUUAUUGGCGCUCGAGCUGCAUCACGUUUUUCAACCGUCAGCCCCCGUUUACUUCUACCAGUUUGCAAUGGAGACUGAGUUGAACAAAUUCCGACAACUGUGGAACGUUUUGGAUAGCCUGCGAGGUGCCUGUCAUGCAGAUGAUAUUUAUUAUUUAUUCAGUUCGUCGUAUUUCUACACUAAAGCGAUAAAGGAUGGGUCAAAAGCCGAUCAAAUGAGAAAACUUAUGUGCAAGCUAUGGACCAAUUUUGCCAAAACAAGUGACCCCACUCCGGAGGGCUUUGUCGGCGGAUUUCGAUGGGAACCGUACCGGUCUUCGUCGAGUUUGAACUGUUUGCAGUUAGCCGAGCAAGUAAGAAUGGUAGACAAUCCCUACAACGAAAGAUUACUGUUUUGGAAGCAAUUAUAUAAUCGAUACAAUAGAUCUUUUUUGAGACCAAAGCUAAUGUCCGUCGUGGAAGUGAUAACACAGCUAGCUGCCGGAAAAAUUAGAGGACGCAAAUUAAGAUUACCGAAUGGAGACUGUUACUGCUCGUACAAGGGAAUUCCGUACGCUCAGCCACCUGUGGGCGCGCUAAGAUUUAAAACUCCGGUUGCGUUGGAGAAAUUAGAUGUAGACGUCGUUCUGGAUUGCAGUUACGAGCGGAGCUCUUGUUACGCAUUAUUGCCAUGCCCAGCGACAGUAGCAGUUAGCGAAGAUUGUUUGUAUGCAAACGUCUAUACGCCAUUGAACCCUACGGACGUUGGUCGCCAGAAGUAUCUGCCUGUUAUGGUUUGGGUUCAUGGAGGAGCAUUCGGUGCCGGCUCUGGGGAAUAUUCGAUGUACAAUCCAUGUCAUCUACUCCAACAAGAUGUCAUUGUAGUGACGUUUAACUAUCGACUCGGUCCUUUUGGUUUUUUGUGCUUUCCUCCAGCAAAAAUAUACGGAAACAUGGGUCUUAAAGAUCAGCGGAUGCUAUUACGAUGGGUACAUCUUAAUAUUUCGCGUUUCGGAGGAGACCCCUCGAAUGUAACCGUUUUUGGUGAAAGUGCUGGUGGGGCUUCGGUGCAUUUACUAUAUCUAUCUGAGACUUGUAGACAAUACUUUCAUAAAGCUAUCUGUCAGUCUGGAGUUGCUGUUUCUUGCUGGGUUCAGCAACGAGCUUGUGAAGCUAAUGCCAUCAAUUUAGCAAAGAGCCUUGGAUGUGUAUCAGAGUCAAGUAAUGAUGUUUAUGAUACACUUAUGAAAGCAUCUGGGCACGAUUUGCUAAUGCAUUCUGAUGAAAAUCUAAUGACAUGGGAUGAAAAAGGACCUAGAUUUUACACGUUUACACCAGUAGUGGAAUCCAAAAACUCGGACGAACCAUUUUUAACGGAACAGUUUUGCGAUAUUCUUCGUAAGCCGAAUAUGACUACUAUACCUCUUAUGUUAGGAGUAACCAACAAAGAAGGAAAAAGUUUUGCACCGUAUCUGUGGACAAUGUCUGAUUUGUUUUCGAGCGAUCUGGAAAGAUAUGUUCCACCACAACUUUCAGUUCCAGUAGAUCAACGCCGUACCGUUGGUGAAGAGGUUAAGAGAUUUUAUUUAGGAGAGAGGAAUGUUUCGCCAGAAGCAAUGUCUUCCAUACUAGAUUACAUUUCAGAUUGUAUGUUUGUUAUACCCGCGAUAGUAGUUAGUGAGUUGCACUCUAGAUACCAACACAGAGCACCUCAGUUUUUCUAUCGCUUUGCAUUCACAGGUGAGUUGAAUUUGUUUACAUCACCUGCGAAUUCCGUAGCUGAUAUGCCAUUCAGCGUCGAUGUCGAUGGUGCUGCUCAUGGUGAUGAUCUACCUUAUUUGUUUGAAAAUGAAUACUUUGGAGCAUCUGGUCCUGGCAGUAUCAACGCAAAUAAAUUUCGUCUUAUCAUAAUUCAACUAUGGACCAAUUUCGCCAAAUUCGGCAAUCCUACUCCAACCAAGGAGCAGAUAGGAUGUAUUUGGGAUAAGGUAACGCCAAUCGACGAAAAGCAACAGGAUUUUCCCCUGCACGUCCUGGAUUUGGCGGAUCCUAUUGGAAUGGCAAGUAAUCCAUUUGCAGACAGAGUAGACUUCUGGAAAAAAUUGUUCUCAAAAUUUGGUGGAAAUUAUCUUAAUCAUUACAUUGAAGAUGCAGUUGAUGUAUGACAAAGAAAUGUAUGUAGCAUGUGAACUUGUUGAAAAUAUAAUUUUAUGUUGCAUGGUCGACACAAACAAAA